Molecule: messenger RNA, 4179 nt
Organism: Sungouiella intermedia
Lineage: Eukaryota; Fungi; Ascomycota; Pichiomycetes; Serinales; Metschnikowiaceae
Source: the annotation of a GenBank genome assembly
AUGGCCGAGUCCGAUCUUCUGCACUAUUAUAGGGAACUCAAACAGUUUCUAGACAUCUCGGACGAUUCGUCGUCACGAGCCAAGUCUAACUCGUCGCGAGCACAGCGGGCCAGAGAAAAGCUUCUUAAGUUAUCGCUGGCUCAGUUUCGUGAGUUGAGCACCGAUGUUUACGACGAGUUACGUCGAAGAAUCGAUGAGCUGCGCUCGGAGCCAGACUUUUUGCUUCCCAAGCUGACUUUCCACCCAAAACGAAACCAGGCAAGACAAAAAUUGUCGCUGUUACCCCAACUGCGCUUCAAGGACUUGGUGUCAGACAUCAGCUUCGAGAUCGAGCGCAGAAACUUGCACUUGCCAGAACAAAAAACCUCUACCAACAACGCUGCCACGAGCAACUCCAACACUACUUCCCACUCACGUUCGCAGUCGCUGGCAUCGGGCAUUUCCGCGCCUCAGUAUCCAUCUCACUCCGUUUCACAUUCCCGAUCGGCGUCUGGAGCCGUUCCCACCACUGCUGUGCCGGAAUCUUAUCAAACACCUGCGACUUUAAAGACGAAUGUAGAGUCCGAGCCAGAGCAGUACCAGCCACGUGAGGUGGAUGAAAAACCGUCUGAAGUGGCCAAUGGCAGCUUCGCCGAAAUGCGUGACGAAUUAGCUACUCCUGACUUGAAGCAGACUCCAGUGCCUCAGAAGUCUAUUGGAAUCCAAUCCAACACUGUGAUCCCCACCAAAGCCAACUUAGCAUGGCUGAGUGAUGAGGAGAGCGACGACGACCUUAACAACGGACCUGACGAAUCUCAGCCACGUAGACUCUCAUUGGGUAACUUAGGCAAGAAUGUUGCCGGUAGUGAAUCUCUUAAAACUGAGGAGUCACAUCUCGUUCCAGGUACCGAUAUUCUGUCUACUGCAGGUCUUUCGGCAGGCUCUAAGGCUGCUGCCGGUGCCCUUUUGGGUGGUGCAGUGGCCGCUGGAGCUGUUGGCCUCGGUUCCAAUUCUGUGGGCCCCACAUCGACAGAUGCUGAGAAUUCAGAGCAGGUUGAUAAACUCAAGGCUGAAAACGAGAAAUACAUCAAGGAUAUCGAGAGUAACAAGGCUGAAAAGGUGAAAUUGUUGGAAGAACUUGAGACAAUUAAGACUGAAAAGGAAAAUAACUUUGACCAACUUCAGACCAGCAAGGCCGAGAUUUCGAAAUUGUCCGAAGAAGUUGUUACUGCAAAAGCCGAAAUCGAUAGAUUGGUCAAUGAAUCUGAAACUCUCAAAACUCAACUAGAUAAGUUGCAAAAGACCAACUUGGACCUUCAGAACCAGUACACCUCACUUGAAAAGUCUCACGGAGAAGUCUUAACUGAGAGAGCUCAAUUGAACGAUCAGGUUCAAGAGCAAGCAAAGAAUAGAGAUGGCUUGCCUGAUCCAGAGCAACUUGCACUUGUACAGCGCGAGCUCGAAUCGGUUAAGGCUGCCUCUGCAGCAUUGCGCUUAGAGAACCAGUCCUUGAAGGCUUCCCAGAAGGAGUUUAAGAGAGCCUCUAGAGAUUUGUCUCUGAAGGAUGUCAAUUCGAGCCCUAGAGCUGUUCGUGUUACCCCUGCCAAGGAGGUUGAAUCGCCUCGCGAUAUAAACACAGAGUUGAAGCUGUUCUAUUCGAAGUUAGAUCUGCUUGCUUCCCCGAAACCAUUAUCUGCUAGCAAAGAGGAGGCUUUGCGAUCCGAGGCGGUACAGUGGAGAACGAGAUAUGAGAAUAUCCAGGCUGGAAAGCUGGCCAAGGCAUUGCGUGACUUCAAGCAGCCUGAUUUGCAAAGCUAUGUUUUGCCCAAUGGUUUGGUCUCCUUGAAAGAUGGAACCACUUUCUUUGCAUUGAUCGAUUCCUUCCUCCUUAGCAUAAACGAUGCAGUUUUGGACAACGAUACUCUCUUCGAGAAGAUCUCCAACAUUGCGAUCUUGUCCAACAAAAUUACCCUGGUUGGCGAGAACAGCAUUUUGUCUAACAACGAUUCCUCUGAGGCGGUCCGUCAAGCAACCACCCAUGCCUUGACAGCCACAAGAUAUCUUGCAACGUACCCAAUGUUUCUUCCUAAGAUUGUUGUUGAGCGUGCUGUGUCCCAGGUAGCUUUUACCAUGUGUGAUUACUUGUCUGUCUCCAAAUUAUAUCUGGGAUCUUCUAGUGAUGCCGAUAGAAGUUUAGCAGGUCUGGGAAUCAGCCCGAUCGUGGAGGAUGAUGUACACGUCAGACCAUUGAAGAUUGGAAGUAAGAUGAACUCUACCAUAAAUUUUGAUACAUUCAAGGAAGACGAAGCCAAGGCUACAUCUCUGGGCGUAUCCCGAGACGAAAUUGACGAUGCUGCGACAAUUCCUGGCGACUUCCAGGAUGCUCUUUCCGAAUCACUGCCUAUUCUCAACAAUGUGGAAGAUCCUGGCGAUUCCCAACCUGUGGACAUACAGCCUCUUAAUUCGCCACCUCUUGGCUCCGAGGAGGCUGGCUUCCAGCAUGCCGAGAAAGAAGUUUCAUUGCCAACUACUCAUACAUCAACACAUCCCAAAAAAUUAUCCUUAUUCGAGAGAAUCCUGAAUUCGAAAGUCUUGGGUGCUGACAAGAACACCCCAGCUGAGGAUCUUCCAACCGACCCCAUGAACGACAACAUGAAGGAGAAUAUCGUUCCAAACUCCGAGUCCCCAGCUGGUAAGUCCACCUCAACUUUCCAAGGAAUUCAAAAUGCAUCUAGAUCUCCUGUUUCACCUAAGAAGUCUUCCAUUUUGGAAAGAGUCAAACAAUUUGAGAGUCCACCAAGUGGUAAGUCCAGCCCCAGGGCCGCCACAAAAGAGUCCCCCUCUGUUUCUGUAAAGUCAGCUCGUGCUUUGUUUUCCAAGGAGCCAGCUUCUUCUGAUUUUAAGACUAUGAUCGCUGAAUCUCCCGAGGCUAAACUGACCAAGGCAUCUGAAGCUGACACCUCUGCUACUCCUACUAGAUCCAGAAGUAUCUUCCAGAGUCUCAGAGAGAGAUUUACUCACGACAACUCUGCAAAGGAGGCUGACACGUCUAGAGACGCUGAUAUAUCCAAAAAUGUUGACGUCGACAUUUCUAGAGAUGAUGUCGCUGUUUCCAAGGAUGUUGAUCUGGAACCAUUAAUCGAGUCUCCAUCACAAGUUAAAGAGAGAUCUCUUUCUAACAUCCCUGUGAGCGCAGCCUUGGAGAAGGAGGUGGAGAGUACGCCAUUGCCGUUCGACAAGAAUGAGAAUGAACCCGAGACUACUACCAAGGUCGAGGUUCCACUUCCGAAGUUUGUUGGAGGUGCAGCAGCGGCAGCAGUCUCCAAGGCAACUUCUUCAAAGUCGCCAGUGGUUCAGAAAGUCACGCCUCCCGUUCUUAAGAGAGUAGAGACCGCCGAAGAGGUGGAGAAAGAAGUCGCUCCAAAACUGACCACCACCACUAAUUUGGGAGCCGAGCCAGAAUCUCCAUUGGCUAGAAAGACAGAGCAAAAGGUCGAGUCUCAAAACCAGUCGAUUCCACGCAGCUUCUCGGCAGUGAAGUCACCCGCCUUCAAGGUUAAGAAAGUAAAUUACGCUCAAGGUACCAAACAUGAAGCUAGGAAUGAAGAGAGUGAACUGGAAGAUGGUGAAGAUUACGAAGAAGAGGACAGAGAAGAAGUGGAAGCUAGACAAAGACAGGAGUACAGGAAGUCUAUGGCAGCCGCAACGUUUAAUUUCGAUCUCUUCGACAUUGAUGAUCCAGAUAACACGUUGACCCAGGUGUUGUUGUAUUUGGAGCAUCAAACUGUCCAAGUGAUUUCUACUAUUCAAGAUUUGUUAUCAGCCAUCAAAAAACCCGAUGCUACUAGAGGCGAAUUGAGAACCAACUCCAAGGCCAUUUCCGAAGUGAUCAGCCAGAUGACGGAAGCCACCAACACGUCGAUGAACCAGACCAGAAACCAUCAGUUGAAGGAGCACGGCAGCUGGGUUGUUAAAAGUUUAGAGGACUGCAACCACCGGAUGUUCACGCUCUGUAGACCCAAUGGUGAGAAGGAAGACCUGGAUUUUGCAGACAAGAACUUCAAGCAGAGACUUGCAGGUAUCUCGUUUGAUAUUGCAAAGUGCACCAAGGAGUUGGUGAAGACCGUGGAGGAGGCGAGCUUGAAGGAGGACAUUGCUCAACUCGAUGCCAGACUCAGUCACCCAGAUGACUUGACUUAA